AAAAGAGGUAGCAUGUCUGCAGGCUGUCUGCACCGCUGCUAUUUACCAGGGAGGGGGGUGAUAUUUUAAACCGGAGAGCCCACAUAUGUACCCCACUGAGUUGCCCUGACCUUGCCAUUUGGUGCGGGUUAAGACGCAUGAGACCACUGGCGGAGAAAAGUAGCUGGGAAAGAGACAGGCUUGCUUCCAGUGUCUGCAGGCAGUCCAGGGAAGAAGGGGGAAGACAUCAGAUAUCAGAUAUAUCAUAAAGAAGACUGACUAAGGCAACUUGUUUGAGGAUUUAGAGGAGCAGAAGACAUCUGGUGGGGUUGAGAAGCAGCCAGGCUGAGCUGACUUUACCCCCUGAGGAGGAGUUGCAGUUGCCGGCCAGGGCAGGUCCCAAGGCUGGCAGGGGCUGGCCCUACUGCUUCUCCACCUCCGUUCCUUCCUCCUCUUCCAUUUUUCCUUAUCCUCCCUUGAAGAACUGCUGUGCAGUAUUGCUGAACCUACAGGUUGAGCCUGUAAGCAACGCAGGAAUGCUCAAAUAUUCCUCAAAUGUCCCAACACACCAGAGGAGAAGCCUUCUUUAAGGGGACCUCGUUGCUGUCCUUUUUUUUCCUUUUCACACUCACUGGUUGAGUGCAUUGAGGAGCUUUGUAUACUUCCCCCAAACCUGUGUUGUUUUUCUUUUUUUAAACCGGAACGCUGGCGACCUUUUCGGUAGCACGGUGCAAGGACCAGCUCCACUCACCCAAGAUGAGCCGCUGGCUGAAAUGCACCUCCAUGCACUUUAACACAGACUGGAACAAGUAUGACGAUCGGCUGAUGAAAGCCGUGGAACGCGGGGAGUUGGACAAGGUGGCUGCCGUCCUUAGCAAGAAGGGUAUAAUCCCCACCAAGCUGGAUGUGGAGGGACGAUCUGCGUUCCAUUUGGCUGCAACACGAGGACACUUAGACUGUCUCAAUCUCAUACUCUCACACAGUGCUGACGUCACAGCGACAGAUGCCACAGGUAAAAAUGCUCUCCAUCUGGCUGCAAGAAAUGGGCAUUCGCUGUGUGUGCAAAAACUCCUCCAGCACAACUGUCCGGUUGGCAACGUGGACCUCCAAGGAAGGACAGCUCUCCAUGAUGCUGUCAUGGCAGGCUGCUCAUCCAGCGUGAAACUUCUCUGCGACAGCGGCGCUGCAGUCAAUGCCAGUGAUUUUGAUGGCAGGACUCCAUUGGUGCUGGCAACCCAAAUGUGCCAUCCACGCAUCUGUCAGCUUCUUGUUGAGCGAGGGGCUGAUAUCUCUGUCCGGGACAAACAAAAAAAAACAGCACUCAUCCUGGGUUGCGAGUACGGUUGCAAGGACGCAGUGGAAGUGCUGUUAAAGAAUGGCGCCGACGUGAAGGAAGUGGACAGCUUGGGCCACGAUGCCUACCACUACGCUCGCCUCAGCAAGAACCAGGAGCUUGUGGCGUUGAUGAAAAUCUGCCUGGACAAAGCCAGCAGAGAUAAAGAGGCAGCAAAAAUAGAACAGUGGAAGCGACAGCAGUCGGUGGAGCGCUCAGACUCCGUGGAGUCUAACAGAAGGGAUCACAUCAUACAUGACUUGGAGAGGCAGAACGAGUCCCUGCAGGAAAGUCUCAGGAAAUACCACCUAGAGCAGAGGGCACUGCUAGAUAAGGUCAACGUGCUACAACAACAGCUUACACAGGAAAAGAAAACCAUAGAAGACACUCACAAGGAGAAGGAGCAAUUAAAGGUGUUACUUAGUGCCAAAGAGCGAGAAGGGUCACGAGGCUCGGAGACUGUCAAGGUCCAGCUCAAAAGCACCAUGGGGGAAUACACUGGCCAGUCAGUGAUCAAAGGGAAGGAGAACUAUUUGGUCAAACAAGCUUAUAGCUUGGAUUCGGAUCAGAAACUCCACAAUCCUGCCAUGUCACGUUCACUCGCCAGACCGUCGGAGAAGAGUCUGUCUGGUGAGCCUGAUGUUCUUCGACACGAGCUUGAGAUUCUCAGGAGAAAACAGCAAGCGACUGAGGAGGACAGGGCACGACUUCAUUCUGCUCUGAGUCGAAAAACCAGAGAAUGCCAAGAACUGGUUCAGAGUAGAGACCUCAUCCAGAAACAGGCCGACCAGCAAGUUCAAGAACUUGAGGAUGCCUUGGGCGACGUGCAGAAGAGGAUGCUUGAUUCGGAAUGCAAGGUUAAACAGCUGCAGGCUCAUGUGGUUGCAGUGAAGGAGCACUUAGGAGGCCAAGCCACAGAAGAGCUGCGUGCCCAGCUUCAAGAUAUCAAGGCCAAGUACGAAGGAGCUUCUGCUGAGGUGGGCCGGGUUCGUAAUCGCCUCAAACAGAGCGAGAAGGCUUUGGAGGAGUAUAAGAACAGUGAAAGCCAGCUGGCAACUGAGGCUGAAAGGUUAAAUGAAGAGCUUGGGGCUGUGACUGCACAGAGAGAUGAACUUGCAGACACUGUUCUUCAAAUGGAGACCCACUUGAAGGAAGCCAAGUCUAAGCACGACAGCGUGGUGCCGGCUGAAAAGUUCGACAACAUGAAAAACCUGCUGACCAACGCGGUUGAUGAAAAGGAACGACAGCUCGCCGAGCUGAGAGACGACUACGAUCGUGUCUUAGAGGAGGUGGCCGAGCUCCAUCGCAAGCUCGAUAACCCGGCCCAGGGUGGAACAGGGGUAAUGUUCUCGGAGGAACAACAAAAGAUACAAGCUGCCCUGGAAGAGCAGAAUGUCUCGCUGAAAAGGAAGCUCCAUGACGUCACGGCAAAAAGCCAAGUGCUCAUUCAUGAGAUGGAGGACAGCGAGGAGGAGAGAGAGAUACUGCAAGAGAAGCUGGAGGAGCUGAACAGCAGACUCCAGACUGAAUUCGUACCCAUCAAGCAACACGAGGAAGCUCGGAUGAACAUGGUAUCCGCAGUGGAGGAACUGGAGGACAAACUGGUGGAGGCCAGCGAACGUUACGGAAAAGCCGAGGGACAGGUUCAGCAGCUUCAAACAGAGAGGGUGACACUCCAGGAGAACAUUCACACUCUAAAAGGUGCCACAGAGAAACAGCAGAGUGAAAUGGAAUCCCUGAAGACGCACAAUGCCGAGCUGAUGAGGAAGCUUGAACUUUUACAGACAACGUGCGAAGACCAAGACAAAGAGCGUGUGCAGCUUACAGAGCAGAGUCAUACUCUGAAACAGAGCCUCGAGGGAGAAUACGUGCCCAGACACCUGCACGAGAAACUGAGGAUGGAGUUAACUGCCGCUCUGGAGAGAGUCAGAGCUGAGGCGGCAGAUUUGGACUGCAGAGAUAAGGAAAGUCGAGAGGAACUAAAGCAUGUGACAGAAGGAAAUGCCAAGUUACAAGAAAAGUUGGAAAAGGUGUUGUUAGAGAGGGAAAACCACUAUAUAAGCAUGAAGGAUCACAAGAGUGUCACGGAAAAGUUGGGUGCUGCUGUGGCGGAGGCCGAGGACAGAGCAAACCGACUGUCACAGAUGCACGUGACCGCCCAGGAGGAAAACGUGACGCUGACCCAAGAGCUGGAAGCUCAGAAGAAAGAACUUGAUACCAUACAGGAGGCCAUUCAGUCCAAGUUCAUCCCUCUGACAGCUGCUGAGGAGAAAGAAAACUCCUACAGUUGCCAAGUCAAGGAGAUGAAGGUCAAACUAUUAGAGAUGGAGGAGAAGUAUAACCACGAGAAGUCUGACAGAGAGAACAACAAACUGGAGAAAGAGAAACUGAAAGUUGAGAUUGAAACUGUUCAGCAAAGACUUGACACCGCUCUUGUCGUUGUUGAGAAGCACAAGGAGCGCGAGGAAGCGUUUAAGGGCCGCUACGAGGAGGUAUCCCUGAAGCUGGCCAGUCUGGAGGAGAAGCACGACAAGGUGCAGCUUGAGAAAGUUGAGCUGGAAGACCAGAACGCUCUGCACAACACACAAAUCCAGAAUCUCCAGGACCGUCUGAAAUCGGAGUUGACUCGGAUUGCAACGUAUGACUCUGAACUCAAGGCCCUCCAUGAUGCCAUGCGGCAAGCCCAGGCGGAUUGCAAGAAAGCACGGGAAGCUCAGCAGGUAGAGGCCCAAAAAGUUGGUGCCCUGCAGAAGGAAGUUCAGGAACUCCGCAGAGAGCAGGCGUCUCUGCUGCAGGAACACACCAAGGCCAAGGAAGCCCUGGAGGCUGAAGUCGCUGAGCUUCGCGUGGCGCUCCGUGAAGAGGAGGAGAACAGUGGCCAGAGGGCAGAGGAUGUUUCAGCGCUGCAGUCCGAGCUUCUCCAAGCCACUCAAGCUCUCGAGGAGCGUCGCUACAAGGACGUCCAAAUGACCCAGUUGAAGAAGGAGAAGCAGCAUCUCGAGGAGGACGCUGCCAACCUAAGCAACAAGCUGUUGAGCUUAACAGAAGAAUGUAAGGAAGUCCAUCGGGAGGCAACUCAGGCAAGGGAGGGUGAGAGCCAAGCCAGGAGGGAAAUGGAGGCCGUCCUCGAGAAGGGGCGGGCCAUUGAAAGAGAAAUUAGGGAGCUGAAAGAGCGCUACGAUGAGUCACUCAGCACCAUCGGUGAUCUUCAGAGGAGAAUUCAGACAUCAUCUCAGCUGACUGAAGCCAAAGACAAGAAGAUCACCGAGUUGCUGACAGACGUGGAGCGACUGAAGCAAGCACUGAACGGUUUGUCCCAGUUGGCGUACACCAGCAAUAGUCCCAAUAAACGGCAGAUGCAGCAUAUUGACGCCCUCCACGUCCAGAUCAAGGACCUACAACAACAGCUGGCCGAUGCUGAGAGACAACACAGGGAGGUGGUUUCCAUCUAUCGAACUCAUCUCCUCAGUGCAGCGCAGGGCCACAUGGACGAGGACGUCCAAGCCGCUUUGCUGCAGAUCAUCCGCAUGCGACAAGAGUUUGUGUGUUAAAAGCUUUCUUCGGCAUCAUGCGAUGCCACUCGCAGACUCAUUCACCGUUCUCACAUCCCCCCGCUCGCAACGCUUCACCCCCACAGUCAUUCUUCAAACACACUCUUGUGAGAUCAUUUGUAGCCCUUCUCCAACGCCUGCAAGCCAACAUGGGGGCUGAGCAAGUACAGCGUGUAGACACACUGAGAUGUACACACAAUUCAAGCUACGUCAGCGCUAGAACGGGUCAACACGACAGCCAUGACAUUGCAUAAAAUAACUCCUCCUAUGACAGACUGACCACUUCUCACAUUCCGACUUGAUUCACAGUCAAACUGCAGAUAUCCUCUCAUGUUUGCUCGCUUUCAAACUUAUCUCAGCCAGCUCGUGUCUCCUAGUGACAAAAAAAGGUUAGUGUGCCUUUGGAAGUGCCAAAUUGCUCAUCUCCCCAUGCACUGUUUGGAGAAAGAGGUCAAAGGUAACACGUUCUCACCUUAUAUGGUAAAACUACCCUCAAAAAGUUGGUAUGCAUGUUGGGCUUUUGGGUGAAAUGUAACCUGAGCUUUUCAAUGCGCUUUUUGCACAGCUUGUUUUCCGACAAGGUGUGUGAUGCAGGAAUGCAGCAGUAAAUGUCCUGCUUGAAUCACAGUUCCAAUGUUUAGACAGCCCUCACCAUCAUGCCGUUCACAAGACCACGUCCGACGCCUCGUCCACGGCACCCCGCCCCAUCAAACGGGUGCUCUCAGCGACCACUGAGCUUGGAGCAGGGGUGUCCGAAGUGCGGCCCGCGCCUGUUUUUUUUUUUUUUUUGGCCUGCGACACAAAUUCUAAAAAUAUCAUUGAACAAGGGAACUAAAGAAAAAAUAUCAACAGCAAAAAUUGACAAAUCUGCAGCUUUUUUUUUCUUUUUUUUUCUUUUUUUCCUUUUUUUUCUCUGAUCUGCAGCAAUUUUACAAGCUUUAGCUCAAAAUAGUACAAGAAAAAAAGUUGUAAUCUAACAACAAAAGGGCAUCAUUUUACAAGAAUAAUGUAAUAUGAAGAAAAAUAAUGCCAUUUUAAUAACCUAAAACUGAAAUAUUAAAAGAAAAACUAUUUUUUUAAAUGUUGUAACAUGAGAAGCAAACAAAACAAUGAAUAAAUUUGGAAUUUUAAUAAUUGGAAAAUUAGGUUGCAAUUGUACAAGAAUAAACUCGUCAUAUUAUGAGGAAAAUGAUGUCAUUUUAGUAGCAAAAGGUUGAAAUAUGUUUUUGUUAUUUUUUUAAGUCGCAGCAUUUGGAAAAUUAGGUUGGGGAUAAAGUCAAAAUAUUAUGACAAUAAAUUCAUAAUUACGAGAAGAACAUUUAGAAAAACAAAGUUGAAUUAAAAAAAAUUCAAAUUAAAAAAAUUUAAAAAAGUAAAACUAAAAAAUUGAGCCAAAAUAUUAAGAGAAAAAAGUCAGAAUUUUACAAGACUAAACUCGUAAUAUUAUGAGGAAAAAUAAUCAAAUUUUAGUCGCAUAAAGUUGAAAUAAUAAAGAAGAAAUACAUGAUUUCUUUGAAAGUCAAACACAAAAAAAUAAAGUUGUAAUUUUUGUAAAAUUAGGUUGCAGAAAAAGUUGGAAUAUUACGGGAAUAAAGUCCUAAUUAUGAAAAGAAAAUGAGCGAUGAUUAUUUAGGAAGAAAGAUGAAAUAUUUGGAAAUAAACGACAGCAAAAAUGGGGUGCAAAGAGCAAAGUGCGAGCAAUGAUAUGUUUUUUCAUGUGCACUACAUCACAAAGUACACUACAGUAUGUGAUAAAAUACCGUAUAUGACAAAGUGGCAAAGUCGCAUCUUUCCUUUUUCCCGAUGUGGUGCGUCGCUGGACUGUCGCAAAGCUCCAAAGAGGCUGGAAGUGAAAAUUUCAAAAACGUGACCUCUUGUGAAUUUCGCUGUUCCGCUUCUUGUUGGAGAAGAGAAAGUUGUGCAAAAAGGACAAGAAUGUUUAUUCCAAAGUUUAGAGAAGGUGAGAUGAAGUUCACCUGUUAAGGUUUUCGUGCGUUUGACCUUCACCCGAAAGCCUUUCAUUCAUAUCCCAAACUUCAAGUUGGACGCCCACCGAAGACGACAUCCGCACUUCAAGUUACGCAUGUGGCAGAUGCUCAAUCCAACAAAUGGAAACGCCAUUUUACGAGAAUAAACUUGGAAUAUUAUGAGGAAUAAUAAUGACAUUUUUCAGAAUGUUAAAGAAAAAAUCAAUUCCUAAUGUUAUGAGAAACAAACCAAAUAUUUGGAAAAAGUUAUUAGUAUGACGGGAUAAAGUCAUAAUAUUAGGACAAGAAAAUGUAUGAAGAUUAUUCAAGAAGAAAUUUAAUGAAAGCUGAAAUAUUUGGGGGAAAAAACAACAGCAAAAAUGAACAAAUCUGCAGUAAUUUUACAAGAAUCAAGUCCAAAUAUGAACAGAAAAAAGUUGUAAUCUCACGAGAAAAAGUCUUCAUUUUCCAAGAUGAAUGUUGUAAUAUUAUGAGGAAAAACCUCAACAAAGUUGAAGUAUGAACGAAAAAAGAGGCAGUGGCGAUAUUUUGAGAAACAGACAAAACAAGGAACAACGCUGCCGUUCUGGGAAAAUGAGCUUGCCGUAAAAGUUGGCAUGUUACAAGAAUAAAGUCCAAACAUGAUGGGAAUGAAGCCAGAAUUACAAGAACAACCACCCAAUGGCAGUCGUCACGGUGGGUGGAUGGUGUUUUUCAUGUCAUGCUUCCAGGGCUCGCGCGUGUGCGGUUAUGCUGGAUUUGAGCGGUGAAGGUUGGAGAAAGAUCUCUCUUGCUGUGUGUCCUUCCGUUUGCGGUGGCUGCCGGUCUCUUUGUUGAAACACGAGUGUCCUCUAGCGGUCAGACUUGGCAGGCCAAGUUGGUAGAGUUAGUGGAGUUAGUGAGGUCCGGUAUGGAAGCGGGGGUGGGAAGCUGCGUACUUUUGAACUUGACAAAUGGGAGGAAUCCAAGACAAAAACUAGACUUUGAGGCCAAAGUGUUGAGAAUAGCUUGGAUGUGGUCGCAGCUCCCCAUGACUGCACACCCGUCAGCCAUCCGUGUGUGUGUGUGUGUGUGUGUGGGUGGGUGUGUUGUGAUUGUUGAGCGAGUCUCUUGUGCCUUUUCACCCACGUUUUUUCAUGGCUUUGUACUUGUUUGAUGACUGGACUAAAUAAAGUGUGACAGUGCGACAUUCAGCAGGUCUGGAAGUAGAAGUAGAAAGGCACGGAAUGUUCUGUUAGAUGAUAUUCUAUCGUGAGAACUGAGCACAUCUCCAAGUUACGUCAUAAAACAAAUAAAGCACUCCUGUCUUUUCCUUGGAGCUAACACACUCUACAAGCCACUUUUGAUACUUUGCCCACGUAUUUGGGAUUAACGUUGACGUUUCUGUAAAAAGGAAAAUGAUAUUUUUACGCCUCAACUCAUCAAUGUAGACUAAAAUAUGAAAUAUGUAUUUGUCUGUCACUCCUAAAUCAAUAAAAGUGCCUAACAUAGAA
Dunckerocampus dactyliophorus (ringed pipefish) is the source of this 8323-nucleotide messenger RNA. It is a transcript of the gene uacab, whose product is annotated as uveal autoantigen with coiled-coil domains and ankyrin repeats b. NCBI's taxonomy places the organism in Eukaryota, Metazoa, Chordata, Actinopteri, Syngnathiformes, Syngnathidae. Gene Ontology annotation, molecular function: actin binding. The record is from RefSeq and is a predicted model, not a curated record. Bases 736 to 4863 code for a protein of 1375 amino acids. The transcript has 19 exons.